Molecule: messenger RNA, 3473 nt
Organism: Vollenhovia emeryi
Lineage: Eukaryota; Metazoa; Arthropoda; Insecta; Hymenoptera; Formicidae
Gene: Hex110
Product: hexamerin-like
Exons: 7
Coding region: 472-3360 (962 amino acids)
Source: RefSeq, a predicted model, not a curated record
UACCGUGUCUCGUGAUAUAUUUGAAUAAGAUUUUCAGAAAUAUUUAUACAAACAGGACGAGUUUUCCGGAAUCUCUUAUAUCUCGCUUUUGUUUUAACGGAGUGUGAUUUUACUUUCACAGAAAUUGUAUAUUUGUAUGUACAAGUAGAAAAAUUAUAUCUGCUUAAAAAUGCAAGUGUUAGCGGUAGAAUUAAAGAGAACAAAAUUAGCAAAAAUGAAGGCAAUUACAAAACUCCGAUCCCGUAACUGAUGUUGCAACUUUGUCUCGCCCAAAAGAAUUUUUAUCAUUAACCUUCGAUUAACUUUCGAUCUGUCCGAAAUAACAAGGGGUAUCGCGUAGACAGUGGAAUCUUGCACGGUGGUAGGUCAAUGGGUCGCCACCGAUAAUGCUUUUGUUCGAUACGAUUUUGGUAUAAAAGACUCGCAUCGCUCGAUGGACAGCAUGCGGCAAACGGCAUUAACAGCAUCACAAUGAGGUGCGCGAUCGUUCUACUGGCUCUGGCAGCUUUUGGGGCGGCUCUACCCCAACAGCAGCAACAGCAGCUGAAACAACAUGCUGCUGACCAAGAUCUUUUGAAGAAACAACAAGACGUAAUACUAUUGCUGCAACACAUUACCCAAGAAAUCCCGAAUGAGCAGCUGCAGAUCCUUGGUACCACCUAUGACAUCCAGAACAACUACCAGCAAUAUGAAAAUCCGAUCCUUGUCAAGUACUAUGCGGGUGCUGUACAGGCCGGUCUGGUUCAGCCAAAGGGCACCGCCUAUUCGAGUUCCGUCAGCCAGCUUCGCAAAGAAGUCUCCCUCCUGCACAGAGUCUUAUUAGGCGCCAAGACCUACCAGACUUUCCUGGCAACCGCCGCAUGGGCCCGCGUCCACGUUAACGAAGGACAGUUUAUCAAGGCUUUCAUUGGAGCCGUUCUUCAGCAUCCUGAGACUCAGGGUCUCAUUCUGCCGCCUUGGUACGAAAUCAUUCCUCAGCACUACUUUGAUGCUAGAGUGAUCCAGGAAGCCCAGAACGCUAUUGCACAAGGUGUCAACUGGAACCAACUUGUAAUCCCCGUCAACUAUUCCGCCCAAUUGUCCGGCAGUGAGCAACAACUCUCCUACUUCACGCAAGACGUCGGCCUCUCAAACUACUACGGCUACGUGAAUCUCGCUGGAUACCUGUCGGAACACGGACAGCAAGUGCCUCCGCCAUACCAACAACAAGGUGUUCAGAAUCAGGAGGGUCAUAUUGGCCACGGAUCUAUCUACUAUUAUCUCCACCAACAACUGCUGGCUCAUUAUGAACUGAACCGUCUCGCAAACGGACUGGGCCCAAUCCAUCACACCGAUUACGUCAACGUACAAGCGCCGUAUCAACCGCACCUCCGUCACACGAACGGACUCGAAUUCCCUGGACGCCCUCACCAUCUGCAGCUUAGCCCCUACAACCACCAUCUUGUCCAUACUGUCCAGAAGAUCGAACAGAGAUUGAUCGAAGCUAUUGACUCUGGCCAUGUCAUCACUCCGCAAGGCGCCUUCCUCUCUCUUUAUCAGCCGCAAGGUUUGAAUAUUCUUGGAGAAAUCAUCGAAGGAACUGGCCGCAGUGUUAACCCAAGAUACUAUGGCAGUCUUCAAGCCGCCGCGCGUCAACUUCUCGGUAAUGCUCCUGAAGCGGAAAAUAUCUACGAUUACACUCCUUCUGUUCUUGAGUUGGGACAAAUCGCAGUUCAGGAUCCAGCCUUCUAUCAGCUCUACCAGAAAGUCAUCCAGUUGUUCCAACAUUACCAGAACUCGUUGCCCGCGUACCAGUACAACGACAUCCACCUGCCUGGCGUUAGCAUCCAGAACGUUGAAAUCAGCCCGCUGGUGACUUUCUUCAACAAUUACUACGUUGAUCUCGACGCAGCUUCUCACCACGAAGCCGGCCAACAACAGCAAGGUCAACAACAGCAGCAGCAACAACAACAACAACAACACAUUAAGGCGCAAGUGAAGAGAUUGGACCACAAACCGUACGAGUACCAGAUCACUGUCCAGAGCGAGCAGAACGUUCCCGGUGCCGUUGUCCGUGUCUACUUGGGACCGAAAUACGACUACCAUGGCAAACCCAUCAGCAUUUCUCACCACAGGCACCAAUUCGUCGAACUCGACCAAUUCAUUACUGACCUUCAGCAAGGACAGAAUAUCAUCACUAGGCAAUCUCAACAGGCACCAACCCAGAGCCACGACUACCCGUCUGUUCAAGAUAUUAAGCAGGGAAUCAACAACGCCGUCCAUGCCCAAGAACCGUACUACAUCACCGAGCCACACCAGAUCUUCGGUUUCCCAGCUAGGCUGGCUCUGCCCAAGGGUCAUCACGGUGAAGGUUUCCCAGUUCAGCUGUUUGUUGUGAUCUCUCAACCGGGACAACAAAACGUGCCUUAUGGACCAGUGGUCUCGGAGCAAUAUCAGACCUACCAACACGGCGAAUAUCAAGUAGUCGGCACCGAGGACUACCAGCAAAUCCAGCAUCAAGGUAGCAAAGUCGUUGGUGUAAAACAAACUGUGGAGGUUGUACCAGAGAAUCUGCCGACCGGUCAGCAAGAGAAUCAAGCUGUAAGGAAUCAUUAUGCUCACAUCUAUACUCAGCAACAUGGACACUACCCGUACACGCACUCUCAUUACCAAGUAGGCCAAGGACAGGUCUAUGGAGAGGGACAAAAUGUCUUUGGUGCGCAAGGUCAAUACUAUGAACAAGGACAACAAGGACAACAUGGACAACAUGGACAAUAUGCCCAAGGACAUCAACAAUGGGGUCAAUGGGGUCAAUCUCAGGGUAUCUACCAAGGACAGCAGGGACAACAGUAUCAACAACAGUACCAACAUGGUCAACAAAGUACAGUAGGAGUCCAAGGUGGAGUACCACCAACUGGUGUACAUGGCUCGCAGCAGGGUAUCCAUGGAGCCCAAGGAGUUCAAUCAGGUGUACAAGGUGUCCAAGGUACGCAAUAUUCCGGAGUACAGGGAACUCAAGGCGUCCACAGCGGCAUUCAGUCUGGAAUCCAGGGCAAAUACCACACUACCUAUCAAGGACAAAGCCAACAGCAGCAAGGAUAUGGUGUAGGAUAUACCGGUAGCGGACAAUAUCACGCCGGUGGCUUCCAAGGUAUCUUGGGUCAGGGACAUCAAGGACAGGACGGAUACGUCAGCAAAUACUAUCAGAAUAAGCACAUCUCUGAGAUCAUCGGUGGCGCUAUCUCUCUCGACGGUAAACCCCUUGGUUACCCGUUGGACAGACCCUUGACCACUGGUGCUCUUUCCGUCCCUAAUGUCUACGUUCACACCGUCCACAUUCAUCAUGAAGGCCAACCUACCAACGAAGUGUACUAUCAGUAAAAUGUUCCUAUAAAUCAAAUAUAAUAUAUGUAUGGCACCGUUAGAUAGAACGGUGCUUGAGCGAACACUAUUUUUUCAUUCAAUGUAAAAAAAAUGAUUUAUCAGUUUAUUGU